ACUCUUUGUCGUACAAUAUGCACACAUAAAAUCGAUUCCAGCGCGGCUAUUAUUUGCGCGAUCGAUGAAGGCUCCGUAUUUAGAUAUUUUUGUUCAAUGUAAAUUUUAACACUACUCAUACAUGUACAUACAUUUGAUCCUAUACACAGGUGUGACAAGCUCGAAUGCAUUGUGCUCAUAAGCGCGACUCGCGAAUUCAAUAAUUCGACUACCUGUGUCCACGUGACCUAUGCGCAGGUGCAUUUGUUGUUGCAUGUCAGACAAUAGUCUAUACAGAUGAACAGAAGGGGAAAGUUGUCGUCUGCUCCAGUGCGCCUUCGUCCGGCAAGCUGGCUUCUAUGAUUUUGAGGUUAGCCCCUUCUCCCGCAGUACCGAUUACUCAUGUCUUUUUGAAAAUCUUCAGCAAAUCAAUCGACGAAACUUCGAGUGCACGUCGUUGUAACGGGGCUCCGGUGCCUAUAUGUCUGUUAAGUCCGCGAGGUUAGUCUGUCAAGUUGAUUUAAAUGAAUUUGUGGCCUUGAAUUCUGUGGAAUCUAUAUCGCCCCUAAAAUGCUUCACGCGGAAACGAAGAAUAACGAGACGAAGAAUGUUUUCAUAACAUCUCUUAUCUCUGGAGCUGCUGCAGGCGUAGUGUGCGAUAUAGUGUUCUUUCCCUUGGAUACACUCAAGACAAGAUUGCAAAGUCAGCAUGGAUUUGUCAAGUCAGGGGGCUUUAAAAGAGUUUAUCAAGGAAUUGUGCCAGUUAUGAUAGGUUCUGCACCAGCGGCUUCUGUAUUUUUCGUAACAUACGAUGGAAUCAAGCAUAUACUUCAGCCUCUUCUUCCACAUCAGUACCAUUCCAUAAUUCACAUGGGUGCUGCUUCGUGUGCUGAAUUGGUUGCAUGUCUAAUCCGAGUACCAGUUGAAGUAGUCAAGCAACGAAAGCAAGCUUUGCUCAAUGAUACAGAAAGAUUGAGGCUAAGGACACUUUUUCGUGGCUAUGGCAGUACUGUAUUGCGAGAUUUGCCUUUUGGACUUGUUCAAAUGCCUCUAUGGGAAUAUUUUAAGCUAUGCUGGACACAUAAAGUUUGCAGAGAGUGUACACCCAUAGAAGGAGCUGCUUGUGGUGCCGCUUCAGUAACAGUGUCAGCAGCUUUAACAACACCGUUAGAUGUUGCCAAAACUAGAAUAAUGCUGUCAUCUACAUCAGCUGACAGCAAGGAAGUUCGAAUAUCAGUUAUGUUAAAGGAAGUGUACAAACAAAGUGGAUUUCGCGGUUUGUUUGCUGGUUUUCUUCCAAGAGUUGGAGGAUUUACAGCAGGUGGAUUCGUAUUUUUUGGCGUCUAUGAACAAGUUCGCGAACUCUGCGAUUCAAAACUUAAUGAUCAAACAUAAAAAAAAAAUCGUUCUUCAGUAUUUUCUCUAAAUCAAACUGAGCUUCCGCUAUUGUAGAUAAAAGAAAAAUGGCACAAAAUAGCUUUUAACCGAAGGAUCGGUUGAAAUGUGAUAAAUUACCUCGUGAUUAUAAUUAUAAGGUAUACUAAUAAAGAGUUAUAAUUUUAAUAAAAAAAAUAUUGCUUUUAAACAAAAUGUGUAAUUGUUAUACAGAACUGCAUUGUUUCAGAGAUUUGAUAACAACAUACGUUAUCACAGAUUCGGAAUAUAGGCCUUAAUGCGCUUUUAAAAUUUCUUCCAGUAAUAAAAAUUUGCAUAUCAACUCGCGCACCUUUAAGUCCAGAAUAAGAAAGUAUAACUUUUCAUCAAAAAUAUUUUUGAAGACUAUAAAAAUCGUUUGUAAUUUGUAUGAUACCUUCUACGCUUUACCUCAUAUUUACUAAACGCUCUUGUACAAAACUAACAUUAAUUAAAAAUAAAAGUAUUUGCUUCUUCUACUUCGAAUAAACUACACUUAAGAAAAGUAUAACUGGAUAUACGUUAUUUAAAUAGCGAGUAUAUAAUUCUUCGUUCAAGAAUCUUCGUUUUAUUUCAAUAAAACUUCGUAACUUGUGAAAAAAAUGGAUAGCAACAACUUUUAGAUGAUUCAUUAACAUAAUAAUAAAUGUAUACGUAAAAUUACGUAUUGUAAAAGGAGUAACUUAACUGAUCUUUACAAGCCAAGACCUGGCUAACAGUGAUUGUUAAAGUAUCUCUCUUCAUAUUAUAACAAUUGCGAGCAUUUAGUCGUUUUUCAAGAGAAUACUUGUUAUCGAACGUUUUAUAUUUUAUAUCAAAUCAUCUAGAAAAAGGCAUGUGGCAUCAUUUGACUAGACUUUAUAUUCCAAAAACAAAUAUUGCUUUGUACAAUCUCUGAGUUAAAAAGAGCUAAAAAAUUAAAAAUAGAGUAGUGUACUAUAGCAUAUAAAAAAUAUAUGCGUAUCUAUGAAUUUUAAGUAUAAGUUUAGACACAUGUUAUUCUCUUUUAGUUAAAAGUGAGAAAUGAUUUCCAUGACUUAGAUAAUCAAGAAACCCUAAACAUUGUCUCAAAAAUGUAUAGAUGCAGUUAAUGUGUUACGUCAAAGUAUUAUAUGCCCACCUUAAGUGAUUCUUAUUGAAUAUCCAUUAGUAAAAUUCAAUUGUACUUCACCUGUGUAUACAGUACAAAAGUGAGUUAUUGGUUCAGUCAUUUGCACAAGUCCUUAAAUAAAAAAAAGAGCCUGUGCUUGGUUUUUAUCACAAGGGACAACAUUUAGAAUGUUUGUGUUCAUCUACAAGAGUAAUGAAGUCUCCAAGAUUGCUUGCAUUCAAUGGGUUUGAAAUGUAAUCCUCUGCCACCACAUUGAAUAUCUCCACUGCAAAGAUAAAGUAAAAAUACUGUAUUGGUUGAUGCAAAUUUAUCUUGUAUAAAUUCAAGACUUUAAUAUCAUGUCAAUACAUAACUUUUUUUUAAUAUAAAAAUAAAAGCCAGAGAAUAGUAUAUAACCCUUACCAACAUUUUCUCCAGUUUUGCUUGAAGUCAAAAAAAACUUUGACUGUACACCAUCUGCAUAUUCCUCAACUGUUUCUAAACUAGGAUUUGCUUGUUCAACGGAUUCUAGCAAAUCUUUUUUUGUUGCACAUAAAUACACAGUACAAUUUUCCUCAACACUUCUUAGUUCUCUCAUCCAGAAUUUUGCUCUGGAAAAUGUUUCUGGAUUUGUGACAUCGUAACAAACUAUGGCAGCUGCUGCGCCUCGAUAAUAUAUUUUAGCCAUUGCUUGAUACCUUUAAAAAUAAAAGAAACAGUAGCAUGAUCCUCUAUUAUAUUUUUAGUUAAUGCUAAGCAUGUUGAUAGUUGCAUACCUUUCACUUCCUGCUGUGUCCCAAACUCCCAGGACAAGUUUUUUAUCUCCAACUUGUACUUCUUUAGAUGCGAAUGCUGAUCCAAUAGUCUAUAAGUGAAAUUAAUUUCAUAUUUAUGUAUUUAAAUCAGAAAUAAACAGAUUUAUUAAACUUAAA
Molecule: messenger RNA, 3414 nt
Organism: Nasonia vitripennis (jewel wasp)
Lineage: Eukaryota; Metazoa; Arthropoda; Insecta; Hymenoptera; Pteromalidae
Product: S-adenosylmethionine mitochondrial carrier protein
Exons: 6
Coding region: 550-1374 (274 amino acids)
Cellular component (GO): mitochondrial inner membrane
Molecular function (GO): S-adenosyl-L-methionine transmembrane transporter activity
Source: RefSeq, a predicted model, not a curated record